UUGAACUAACUAAGGGAAGACAAUUUGAACACAGUUUUCUGUUGUACACUUCAAAAUAGAGAAACGAUUUCUAAACUUUUCCAUCUUUGAAUUCCUUAGCAAAAUACAAUGCCCAGAAGCUUUUGGAAAGCAGUGACAGUGGCUGUGGUGGGAAUGAGAUCCCGAAACCAGGGCGGUGAAAGUUCAUCCGACGGGCAUGUCUCCUGCCCCAAGUCCUCCGUCAUCAGCAAUGCUGCUGAUAAAAGUCUCUCAGAAGACACGAAAAAGAAGAACAAAUCCAACAGAAAGGAGGAUGAUGUCAUGGCGUCAGGAACUGUCAAACGACACCUAAAACCAUCUGGAGAAAGCGAACGGAAAAGUAAGAAAUCCUUGGAGUUGUCCAAGGAAGAUCUCAUCCAGCUACUCAGUAUAAUGGAAGGGGAGCUACAGGCCAGGGAAGAUGUGAUCCACAUGCUGAAGACGGAGAAAACGAAGCCUGAGGUUCUGGAGGCUCAUUACGGGUCUGCGGAGCCAGAGAAAGUACUCCGGGUCCUGCACCGAGACGCCAUCCUGGCCCAGGAGAAGUCCAUAGGAGAAGAUGUGUACGAGAAACCCAUCUCAGAGCUGGACAGACUCGAGGAAAAGCAGAAGGAAACCUACCGGCGCAUGCUAGAGCAGCUGCUUCUGGCUGAGAAGUGUCACCGGCGCACGGUGUACGAGCUGGAGAACGAGAAGCACAAACACACGGACUACAUGAACAAGAGCGACGACUUCACCAACCUGCUGGAGCAGGAGCGGGAGAGGUUGAAAAAACUCCUUGAACAGGAAAAAGCUUACCAAGCCCGCAAAGAAAAGGAAAACGCUAAGCGGCUCAACAAACUGAGAGAUGAGCUUGUGAAACUCAAGUCCUUUGCACUCAUGCUGGUGGAUGAAAGGCAGAUGCACAUCGAGCAACUUGGCCUGCAGAGCCAGAAAGUACAGGACUUGACUCAGAAACUGAGGGAAGAGGAAGAAAAGCUCAAAGCCAUCACUUCCAAAUCCAAAGAAGACAGGCAGAAAUUGCUCAAGUUGGAAGUGGACUUCGAACACAAGGCAUCAAGGUUUUCCCAGGAACAUGAGGAGAUGAAUGCUAAGUUGGCCAGUCAGGAGUCUCACAACAGACAACUCAGACUCAAGCUGGUUGGCCUGACUCAGAGAAUCGAGGAGCUGGAAGAGACCAACAAAAACCUUCAGAAGGCAGAAGAAGAGCUUCAGGAACUAAGAGAUAAGAUUGCCAAAGGGGAAUGUGGCAACUCCAGCCUCAUGGCAGAAGUGGAAAAUCUACGGAAGCGCGUGCUUGAGAUGGAGGGUAAAGACGAAGAGAUCACGAAAACUGAGUCCCAGUGCCGGGAACUGAGAAAGAAACUGCAGGAGGAAGAACACCAUAGCCGGGAGCUCAAAAUUGAAGUUGAGAAGUUACAGAAAAGAAUGUCGGAACUGGAGAAACUGGAAGAAGCGUUUAGCAAGAGUAAAUCUGAGUGCACCCAGCUGCACUUAAAUCUGGAGAAAGAAAAGAACUUAACCAAGGACCUGCUCAACGAACUGGAGGUGGUCAAGAGUCGGGUUAAAGAACUGGAAUGUUCUGAAAGUCGAUUGGAAAAGGCUGAAUUAAGCCUCAAAGACGAUCUUACAAAAUUGAAGUCCUUUACCGUGAUGCUGGUGGAUGAAAGGAAAAAUAUGAUGGAAAAAAUAAAGCAAGAGGAGAGAAAAGUGGAUGGACUCAACAAAAAUUUUAAGGUGGAGCAAGGAAAGGUUAUGGACGUCACGGAAAAACUCAUCGAAGAAAGUAAGAAGCUUUUAAAGCUGAAAUCUGAAAUGGAGGAAAAGGUAUACAAUUUAACGAAAGAGAGAGAUGAGUUAAUAGGCAAACUGAAAAGUGAAGAAGAAAAAUCCUCUGAAUUAAGCUGCAGUGUGGACUUAUUAAAGAAGAGACUUGAUGGAAUAGAGGAAGUGGAGAGAGAAAUAACAAGAGGAAGGUCUCGAAAAGGACCUGAGCUCACUUGCCCUGAAGAUAACAAAAUUAAGGAACUAACCCUGGAAAUUGAGAGACUGAAGAACCGUCUGCAACAACUGGAGGUGGUGGAAGGGGACUUGAUGAAGACGGAAGAUGAGUAUGACCAGCUGGAGCAGAAAUUUAGAACUGAGCAGGAUAAGGCCAAUUUCCUCUCUCAGCAAUUGGAGGAGAUCAAACACCAAAUCGCCAAGAACAAAGCCAUAGAGAAAGGCGAGGCCGUGAGCCAAGAAGCUGAGCUGAGACACAGAUUUCGGCUGGAAGAAGCCAAAAGUCGCGAUUUAAAAGCUGAGGUCCAAGCUCUUAAAGAGAAGAUUCACGAAUUGAUGAACAAAGAAGAUCAGCUUUCUCAGCUCCAAGUGGAUUACUCUGUCCUUCAACAGAGGUUUAUGGAAGAAGAAAAUAAGAACAAAAGCAUGGGCCAGGAGGUCCUCCAUCUGACCAAAGAGCUGGAGUUGUCCAAGCGAUACAGCCGCGCCCUGAGGCCCAGCGUGAACGGGCGCAGGAUGGUGGAUGUUCCCGUGACAUCCACGGGCGUGCAGACGGAUGCCCUGGGCAGCGAGGCGGCGGAGGAGGACACACCAGCCGUGUUCAUCCGCAAGUCCUUUCAGGAGGAAAACCACAUCAUGAGCAACCUUCGCCAGGUGGGACUGAAGAAGCCUCUGGAACGUUCAUCGGUUCUCGACAGGUAUCCACCCGCGGCCAACGAGCUCACCAUGAGGAAGUCCUGGAUCCCGUGGAUGAGGAAGAGGGAGAACGGGCCCCCGGUGGCUCCGGAGAAGGGGCCCCGGGCCAGUGCCAGCCCAGGGCACCCGGGAGAGCUGGUGCUCUCGCCCAAGCAGGGCCAGCCGCUGCACAUUCGUGUGACCCCGGACCACGAGAACAGCACUGCCACUCUGGAGAUCACCAGCCCCACGGCAGAAGAAUUCUUCUCGAGCACCACCGUCAUCCCCACCCUGGGCAACCAGAAGCCGAGGAUCACCAUCAUCCCCUCCCCGAACGUCCUGUCUCAGAAGCAGAAAGGCGCAGAAGCUACCCUCGGCCCGGAGCGAGCCAUGUCUCCGGUCACCAUCACCACCUUUUCCAGGGAGAAGACCCCAGAGGGCGGGAGGGGGGCGUUUGCCGACAGGCCCACGUCCCCCAUCCAGAUCAUGACCGUGUCCACUUCGGCGGCCCCGACGGACAUCAAUGUCCCUCCCGAAUCCCAGGAAAUGCCCGUGGGAAGGACGGUCCUCAAGGUCACCCCGGAGAAGCAGCCUGGACCAACCCCAGUCCGGAAAUACAACGCCAAUGCCAAUAUCAUAACCACGGAAGACAACAAAAUCCACAUUCACCUAGGCUCUCAGUUUAAGCGAGGCCCGGGGACUUCGGGCGAAGGGGCGAGUCCGGUGAUCACUGUCCGACCGGUCAACGUGACGGCCGAGAAGGAGGUGUCCACCGGCACCGUCCUUCGCUCGCCCAGGAACCACCUCUCGCCUCGCUCUGGCUCGAGCAAAGUGACCAGCACCAUCACCAUUACCCCGGUCACGACUUCAUCAGCCAGAGGAACCCAGUCAGUGUCGGGACAAGACGGGUCAGCCCAGCGACCUACACCCACCCGCAUUCCUAUGUCAAAAGAAAGCAUCAUCAUUCACCAGUUACGUAUGAACUCAAGAUGAAAUGGUAAACCAAGCACAUACUGGGUGUGCGUAUUUCCUCUGAAUCCCUGUUGAAUGGAUAAUAUAUCUCCAGCCCUCCACCAUCACUAAGGUCCUCCAUGCUACUGAUCACUACUGGAAAUAAUUUCCUACUUCCAGUGAAUUUUUUUUUUUUUGAGGAUAUAAACGUAAAAACUGAAAAUGGUUUUGCUGAUAAUAUAAAAAUAGGUAGCAAGAGCAAUUCAAUCUUUGUGUCAAAUUUCUCUUCCUUUGGCAAAGCUUUCAGGUCCAUGGGCACAUGCUGUGUAAUUUAUUUUUAUAAUACACUUUGUAAUGUGAUUAUUUUUUCCUAAAGUGUUUCCUUCUUCAUAGUCUAUGGCACAUGUAUUUGUAGACCACACUGUCGGUUCGCCAAAGUAUUGGUAUUGGUGCAUUCAAAAUCGUAAGUUCUGCUUAUUUUCUUCUAUCAAUUUGCUAUUCCUGAAAAAAAAGAAAAAUAAAGUACAACACUCUAUAUAUUUCCUGGGGUAAAUUCAAGAGGUAAAACCAAAGCAGGAGGUCCUGGAAGAUCUGUUAUUAUUGUUUGUACAAUCCUCUGGUUCUGAUCAUGGUUCACCACUUGCAAGCAACACUGUGAUUUAAGAGUUUAAUUUUAAAUACUUAAGCCAGUUUUUUAAAGUUGCUCUUUCUGGUGUUCUGUGCCCAAAACCCUGGAUGAAUUUGUUUUCAUAUGGAACAAACUAAUAGAAGGAGCUGUGUGCGUUUUACCAGUAAGCCUUAAAGGAACAGCUUUUACUGACAAUUCUAUUGUAUUUCUGUUUGCAUUAUGUACUUACAUGUACAGGAUGUAUAAUAAGGACUGUGAUAUGAGAUUAUUUCUCACAAUCUAUCCAAAUGAAAGCGUGAAAAUAAAAACUGACCUAGAUACUAUCAGCAUCUUUUUUAAAAAUGGUAAAAGAAAUCCCAAGAUACAUAAGCUUUUUUCUUGAUAGCUAGGAUUUGGGCACAUUUUCAUAAUCCCCUAAAGGUUAGAUAAUAUGUUCUUUAAAGAUUCAAAGCACAAUAUGCAUUAAGCAAAUCUCAGUGUCAGACCUGCUGUUGAAUUUAGGUUUAUGUGAAAAUAUGCAUCAGAAAACUACUUGAAACUCUAAUAGUGUAGGUUUUUUUAAAAAAGAUUUUGUUAAUAUGGAUAUGUUUUCAAUAAGGUCUUUAAAAAUAUAAGUUUGAAGACAAAUGAGGAGUGGACACAUCAGUUUCUAGGAGCAUAAAUCAUGUAUCAUGUCACUUUAUUGAGAUUAAAGAAAGAAUGCUUGUUAGCAUCACAAGGAUAACUAGAGAGCACACAGGUAAUAUUAUUGGCCCGUUUCUCUGGUCCACAAGUUUACCCAGGUUCCUGAGGCCAUGAGGGGAAUACACACUGAAUCUAGGGAACGGAAGCAUUAGGUUUUAAGGUAUACCUUGUGGAAUUAGCAAAUCACAUUCAGUAGGUAUUAAAAAUUAAAUAAUUGUAUUUUAUGUAAAAUUAGUUAAGAGUUUUGUAAGAGAAAUGCUACAGUAGGUUUGUCUUAGCAUGAAUGAUUGUGAACACAUUACAGACAUGCAGGGCUUUCACUACUAAUUAAUGAAACGAGUGUGUAUGUGUGAAGAUUUUAAAAAUUGUUGUUUUAGGUUUUGAUUUCUGAAAAUGUUUCUGAACUGGCCAUUUCAGUGAGAAGGGGGUUUUAUUUCGUAUUGCUAUAUUUUUUGACUCAGAGUUAAAUUCCCUAUUUGCCGAUGCUUAUACUUCUGAUGGCAAAAAUAUUCUGACAUACUACAGAAUUUAUUUUGAAGCAAAUAAUUUCCUUAACUUGUGGGAAUUUUAUUACACAAAGAGUGAAAAGGCUAGAAGAUAAAACUUUAAAAACUACUUGACGUUAAUUUAAAAUAUUACAAGUAACUUAUGUAUAUUUGGAUCUAAAGAUUUUGUUUCUCCUGCAUUUAUUAUGAAAUUUGUAGAGGAUGAUGGUGUAAUCAGGGCAACUCAGAUAGUUGCUCUUUUCUGCCCCUCUAUGAUUAAGUCUUCUCUUUAAACACUAAUGGAAUGUGAGUGGACAGAUGAGUAAAAUUAAUCUAAAUUAAUAAAAAAUUGUCCUGACAAAAAUAAUAGAAUAUUUAAAAUGAAUAGAAAAUAAACACAGAAGUCUUCGUCUCGUGAAUAAACAAACAAGAUCAUAAAUAGUCAUACUCCAGUGAAAGUGUGAAAGCGUUAGUUGCUCAGUCAAGUCUGACUCUUUGUGACCCCAUGGACUGGAGACCACCUUGCUCCUAUGUCCAUAGGAUUCUCCAGGCAAGAACACUGGAGUAGGUUGCCAUUCCCUUAUCAACAUCCGCCUGAAAAAAUUGCCCCCGUGUUCAAUCCUGACACCAUCCCAGGCUCACAUAAUUUCUAUAUAUUUUAAGUAAAUCUCCAAUCAUCAGUAUGUAUGACAAUCCAUUUUGAAUGGAAUAAUUAUGUUUUCUGAAGCAGAGUCAUAAUCAGUGUUUCCAGAUGAAGGUGCAUAGUUGAACUAAUUCAUUAUGUUGUCCUUUUCUUUUUGAUAAGAGAAUGUGUUCUGAGAGUAUUGAUUAUGAAGAUUUUUUUUCAAGUAUUUCAUAAAACAUUAAGGUUUGAUGAAGUUAGUUGUAAAUAUUCCAGAUAGCAGAUGCCCUGGAAUGGUCACAAAAUAUGAAGAAUUAAUUGUAUCUUAAGACAACCAUUUGAAAAAAAAUCAUGAUGUGGAAUAUAUAGCUUAAACAUUAACAGAAACACCAACGCUAUUGAAGUAACACGUAACUUACAAAAACCAGUGAAAAAGGAAGUAUAAAAUGGUGUGUUAAACAAUGUAAUUAAUAUGGUUGUGCCUUUUUUCUUUAUACUGUGGUUGAAUUUUCCUGGAAAUAAAUUAAAAGUAUAGCUAAAGUAGGGUGUGUUCAUGAAUGUGAUGAGCAACAAUUCUAAAAACACCAAAAAUGCAAGAUGGAAGUUUUUUUAAAAAACAUCUGGCACCUGAGGCAUAUAUGCACCUCUGGACUCCAUAUAUGUGCCUCUGGACUCCAGUGCUAUGCCUCUGCUAAAAAUAUUAAUUAGAAGGCAAAAAGGAAGAACAAUAAAAAUUGUUGUAACGAAUUCAUAAAAAUGGGGAGAGUUUCAUGGAAUUAUUUUUGCUUGCUGACCACUAAAAUUUUUAUUUUCUUAAAUUUUCAGCAUUUACUACAUAACUGAUGAAAACUGUGUCUAUUACCUAGAGAAAAUGUCAUAUAUUCAUAAAUUUAGACGGAAAUGUUUAUUGGUGCCAUGACAAGAUUCAUUUUUUUUUUUUCUGGUGUUGUUUUCUUUUUGUUUGUUUAUGUUAUUUUGGUAAGUUUACCUCACCAUUCACAGAUUUUGUUAUUUGAACAAUUCAGGUCUGUAUUUAUUUAGACUUUUGCUUUAAAAAUAUCAGAUGUUAACUUUUCCAAUAUAAGAGAUUUAUAAUGUGAUCAAAUAUUCUUAGAAGUCUUGCAGGUUUAAUGGAUUUUCUAAAGCAAAAGAUUGCAUUGAAAAGUUUGUGAGCUGCAUUCUAUUUUCACAGCAUUCUCAAUUUUGUCUCCUUUAAGUUUUAUUAAAUCCAUGAAAAGCUUAUUAUUUUUCACUAAGCCAGGUGAAUUUAUGGAUAUAUACUUGUCUUUUCUAUGAAUGUAAUAUCUUACUUUCAUUUUUUCACAGGCUAUUGAAAUUACUAAACCAAUUAAAACAUUCUCUGUGUUAUUUCCCAAAGCCAACUAUGUUUGUCAAAAUCUCACCAGGGUGAGAAAAAAUAACGAUUGUGAUACAAAAGCAUUUGUGCAAUAUUCUUUUUUGAAUUGGAACAUAAUAGUUAUCAAAUUAAAAUCAUUUAAAAUGAA
Molecule: messenger RNA, 7569 nt
Organism: Dama dama (fallow deer)
Lineage: Eukaryota; Metazoa; Chordata; Mammalia; Artiodactyla; Cervidae
Gene: FILIP1
Product: filamin A interacting protein 1
Exons: 7
Coding region: 109-3687 (1192 amino acids)
Source: RefSeq, a predicted model, not a curated record